AGUUUCGCUCGAAGCACACCUCUCCGAACACGCAGCGGACUCUCCUCGUCAUCUUCACAGCAGUGAACAGCGCUUACAAGAAGUUUCUUUUUCUACGCCAAACGAACUUAAACAGAAGCAAAAUGCCGUCUCAGGUUCACGCCGAUCCCGCGCGCGACAUCGACAGCGACUCCGACGCGACGACGGCGCGGGUCGACCUUCUCGAGGUGAUGCGCGAGAUGACCGUGCCGGAGCGCCGCCGGGUUUACGCCCUGCAGGGUCUCCUGAAGGACUACCACGCCUUGCGGGCGCAGAUGCGGGCCGAGGUGGCCGCCCUCACGAAGGAGAGCGUGGCGGAGUGCCGGGCGAUCUUCGACGCGCGUCGCGACAUUGUCUCGGGGGCACGCGAUAUCACGCCGGAGGAGCUGACCCGCAUCGGCGCCGUGCCCGCCCCCUCCUCCUCCUCCACGGCUGAGGCCGCGAAGGGAGAGGAGAAGCCCGCCGCGAAGAAGGGCGUGAAGGUGGUCGACCCCGUCGAUGAGAAGCAGAACAGCGAGCUGGAGAAGGCGGCGGCGAGUCCGUCGGGUGGCAUUCCGAACUUCUGGCUCACCGCCAUGAGCAACUCCGAGGCGCUCAACAGCCUCAUCACCGAGAAGGACCGCGACGCCCUCUCCCAUCUCGUGAACAUUGAAAAGACCUUCAUCGACGAGGACCCCGAGAAGGGCGACCGCCUCGUCUUCCACUUCUCCCCCAACGAGUACUUCACCAACGCAACCCUCACGAAGGAGUACCACACCGAGUACGACGAGGACCACGGCGAGAUGCGCAUUGCCGACGUGGUCGGCUGCACCGUCGACUGGAAGUCACCAAAGAAGAACCUGACGGUGAUCGUGAAGCAGAAGAAGCAGCGCAACAAGAAGUCGGGUCAGAUGCGCAUCGUCGAGCGCGAGGAGCCGUGUGAGUCCUUCUUCAACUUCUUCUCCCCGCCCACGCAGAAGGCGGAGGACGAGGACGAGGAAGAGGAGGACGACUUCUUUGAACAGGAGAUGGAGAUGGACGUGGAGGCCGGCACGGCGCUGUUGGAGGCGGUGGUGCCGCGCGCCAUCUUCUACUACACGGGGGAGGCGGUGGUGGAGACAGGAAAGGAGCUGCGAGAGCAGUUUGGCUUCGGAGAGGGGGAGGAGGAUGAAGAGGGAGAUGAAGAAGACGAGGAAGACGAGGACGAGGACGAUGAUGAGGCAGGUGGGUCGAACUUCCGCAACAUUGUCCGCCAACGUGGUGGUGGCGGCGCUGCGGCGGCAGGUGGUCGUGGUCGCGGUCGUGGUGGUGCCGGGGCCGGGACCGGGGCCGGUGCGCAGCCUCCUCAGCAGGAAUGCAAGCAGCAGUAA
This is a messenger RNA of Leptomonas pyrrhocoris, 1367 nucleotides long. RefSeq names its product nucleosome assembly protein-like protein. Lineage: Eukaryota; Euglenozoa; Kinetoplastea; Trypanosomatida; Trypanosomatidae. The transcript has a single exon. The coding region runs from base 123 to 1367 and encodes 414 amino acids. Gene Ontology annotation, molecular function: chromatin binding; histone binding. Gene Ontology annotation, cellular component: chromatin; nucleus. Gene Ontology annotation, biological process: nucleosome assembly. The record is from RefSeq and is a predicted model, not a curated record.